GAACUGUCUCUUUCUCUACCUCACCUGUCCCGUGCAGCAGGCUCAUCAAAGUCCCUGCCUUCUCUCUCUCUCUCUCUCUCGCAGGAGUUACAGCUUCUCAAGCUCAAAGGAAGCGGAAGGAAAUGGGGACGGAGUCCGGUGAAGACGGCGUCACCCGCGUCCUCUUCUGCGGGCCCUACUUCCCGGCCUCUCACAAUUACACCAGAGACUACUUGAACCAAUACCCAUUCAUCCAGGUCGAUGACGUGGCCCUUGACGAUGUGCCUCAUGUUAUAGAAAACUACCAUAUUUGUGUGGUAAAAAACAAGCGCCUUGACUCGGACACUAUAGCUCGAGCGAAACAAAUGAAGCUUAUAAUGCAAUUUGGUGUCGGUCUGGAAGGUGUUGACAUUGAUGCUGCCACCAAAAAUGGAAUUAAAGUUGCCAGAAUACCAGGUGACAUCACGGGAAAUGCAGCAUCAUGUGCAGAGAUGGUGAUUUAUCUGAUGCUGGGUUUACUCCGAAAGCAGAAUGAGAUGCAAGUUUCUGUAAAUCAGAGAAAACUUGGGGAGCCAAUUGGUGAAACUCUAUUUGGAAAAACCGUAUUGAUUGUGGGGUUUGGAAAUAUUGGAGUUGACUUGGCUAAGCGCUUAAGACCUUUUGGGGUAAAAAUUAUUGCCACAAGAAGGAGCUGGUGUUUAAAUUCACAAGCGCCUCUCCAAUCGAAUGCAGGCCUUGAUCAAAAUGGCAUGAGUGGCGAUCUGGUUGAUGUGAAGGGAAGUCAUAACGACAUCUGUAACUUUGCUGGCGAGGCAGACAUAGUUGUCUGUUGCUUGUCUUUAAACAAAGAUACAGUUGGCAUCAUCAAUGACUCAUUCAUAUCUUCAAUGAGAAAGGGAGCCCUUCUAAUAAAUAUUGCUCGAGGGGGUCUCUUGGAUUAUGAGGCUGUUGCUCAUCACCUGGAGUCUGGUCACUUGGGAGGGUUGGGCACCGAUGUGGCUUGGACAGAGCCAUUUGAUCCUAAUGAUAAAAUCUUCAAGUACAAAAACGUUCUUUUAACUCCUCAUGUUGCAGGGGUCACGGAACAUUCUUAUAGAUCCAUGGCUAAGGUAGUUGGUGAUGUAGUUCUUCAACUUCAUGCUGGGACAUCUGUGACAGGGAUAGAGUUUGUCAAUUGACUCAACAUGAGAAGCCAAUUCAGGAGGAGCAUAUCUUUGGAUGUGUUACCAAAUCACAUGCUCAUAUGGUGGUUCCCAUUUCACAUGUCAAUCUUUCUGGUGAAUUUAGUCAUUAGUGCAACUUAUUUUGGGCUAGGAAAUGCACCGAGCCGCAUAUGAGCGGCGUAUGCAUCCUUGGUCCCAACACCCGAACCCGGCCUGGAGGUGACAGUGCGGCGAUCAAUGUCAGUGGAAAUCCUUUACAAAGCAGGGGGUGUCAUAAAACAUGUGCUCUUUUCUUAGUUGGAGAUAAUUCUCGGACAAGUAUUUGUUUAGUCAAUCCUUUAUGAAAUUUCUGUUUGGUUUAGUCUUUACAUGA
Messenger RNA from Rhodamnia argentea, 1515 nucleotides. RefSeq names its product hydroxypyruvate reductase. NCBI's taxonomy places the organism in Eukaryota, Viridiplantae, Streptophyta, Magnoliopsida, Myrtales, Myrtaceae. The record is from RefSeq and is a predicted model, not a curated record. Gene Ontology annotation, molecular function: phosphoglycerate dehydrogenase activity; NAD binding. The transcript has 10 exons. The coding region runs from base 123 to 1157 and encodes 344 amino acids.